This is a messenger RNA of Hypomesus transpacificus, 5508 nucleotides long. It is a transcript of the gene strn, whose product is annotated as striatin, calmodulin binding protein. Lineage: Eukaryota; Metazoa; Chordata; Actinopteri; Osmeriformes; Osmeridae. The transcript has 18 exons. Gene Ontology annotation, cellular component: dendrite. Bases 138 to 2495 code for a protein of 785 amino acids. The record is from RefSeq and is a predicted model, not a curated record. Gene Ontology annotation, molecular function: protein phosphatase 2A binding; armadillo repeat domain binding; protein-containing complex binding.
GAGUGUGCCUGCCCAGUAGAAAGCUCUGGAUACCUAUUUCCUUCCUUUUCAUAUUUCUAGGGCGACAGAGAAAACCCAUCCGACUGAGCGCAGUCGUGCCAGCUUUCACUGACCCAAGGCACAUACCUGGCCUGGCCAUGGACGAACAGGCAGGGCCCGGUGUAUUUUUUAACAAUAAUAACAACUCGGGUUUGCCCGGCGCUGGCAAAGUACCACAGUCAGGCGACGUUGGUGGCGGAGAGGCGGCAAGGGCUCAGUACAGUAUUCCGGGGAUAUUGCACUUUCUACAGCACGAAUGGGCCCGCUUUGAGGUUGAAAGAGCGCAAUGGGAGGUGGAGAGAGCCGAAUUGCAGGCCCAGAUAGCCUUCCUGCAGGGGGAGAGGAAGGGACAGGAGAACCUGAAGAAAGAUCUGGUCAGGAGGAUCAAGAUGCUGGAGUACGCCCUAAAACAGGAGAGGGCAAAAUACCACAAACUCAAAUAUGGAACAGAGCUGAACCAGGGGGACAUGAAACCACCUACCUACGAUUCUGAUGACGGGAAUGAGAACGAAGUCCCUAGCCCCCCCAACAGCAGUCAUCAGCUUAACUGGAAACAGGGACGACAGCUACUCAGACAGUAUCUCCAGGAGGUGGGCUACACGGACACUAUUUUGGACGUGAAAUCCCAGAGGGUGAGGGCGCUGCUAGGUCUGGCUGGGGACCCUGGAGACAGGUCAUUAGACCAGAAGACCGAGCCCAUGGUCAACGGCACUGAACCGUCUUCCCUAAAGGACAGCGAUAUGGUCAGUAAACCUGACAUGUCGGACUCAGCCACGGUACUGGAGGCUUUCAAGUUUAUUGAAAGCGCCGCUGCAGAGUUCUGCGACGAGGAUGACGAAGAUGACAGCGAAGGAAGAGACAAAACCAUCAUGGAUUUGGCCACGAUGGUGAGGAAGAACACCUCCCCCUCUCCCUCCUCCACGUCCUCUGACCUCAGUGACGAUCCCGACACGGAGGAGGCCCUGAAGGGCUUUGACUUCCUGGCCAGUCCGGACGAGCUGGAUGGCUCACCAGAGUCCAGGAGUGCCGACAACAACGUAGACUGGGAGAAGGAUGAGCAGUCCGACUUGUCUGAGGCCUGGGAUGUGGACCAGGGUCUGAUAGCCCAACUCAAGGAGCAAUACAGGAAGGAGCGCAAGGGCAAAAAGGGGGUGAAGAGGCCUAACCGGUCUAAGCUGCAGGACAUGUUGGCCAACCUGCGGGAUGCUGAGGACCUGCCGUCUAUGCAGCCCUCAUUGACGCCCCCCUCCCGACCAAGCGUGCCCAGGCUCAACGAGCACGAAGUCAGCCGGCCAGAAGAAGUAGAAGCAAUGACGUUCCCACCCACAUCGGGCAAGUCCUUCAUCAUGGGCCGGUUGGAUGAGGCGGCCGAGAGUGAGCUGGGGCUGGGAGAGCUGGCAGGUCUCACAACAGCCAACGAGGCGGAUAGCCUAGCAUAUGAUAUUGGUAACAACCAAGACACUCUGAGGAAGACAUGGAACCCCAAGUUCACCCUGCGGAGCCAUUUUGACUCCAUCCGCGGCCUGGCCUUCCACCCAGUGGAGCCUGUGCUGGUCACCGCGUCCGAGGACCACACGCUCAAGCUAUGGAACCUCCAGAAGACCGCGCCCGCCAAGAAGUGUGCUGCCCUAGAUGUUGAACCCAUCUAUACAUUCAGGGCCCAUCGAGGUGCAGUGCUAUGUGUUGUUAUGAGCUCUACGGGGGAGCAGUGCUUCAGUGGGGGGGUGGAUGGAACGAUCCAAAGCUGGAACACCCCCAGCCCAAACAUCGACCCCUAUGAUUCGUAUGAGCCGUCUGUGCUGCGGGGGUCGCUGUGCGGCCACAAUGACUCAGUGUGGGGUCUGGUGUACAGCUCUGUCCACCACCGCCUCCUCUCCUGCUCUGGGGAUGGCACGGUGCGCCUGUGGAAUGCCGCCGACAUUGCUCCUGCCCUCGCUGUCUUCAACGAAAAAGGAGAGCUGGGCAUUCCAACGUCAGCCGACCUGGUGUGCAGCGAGCCAGCCCACAUGGUGACGUCCUUUAGCUCGGGGGAGAUCGGACUUUUCAACAUGGAGACGCGGCAACUGCUACUCAAGCUGGAGUCGAACAGAGAGUCAGUACCCCCAUGCAAAAUCAACAAAGUGCUGAGUCAUCCCACUCUGCCCAUCACCAUCACUGCACAGGAGGAUCGCCACAUUCAGUUCUUUGACAACAACACAGGGAAACUGAUUCACUCCAUGGUAGCACACUUGGACGCAGUCACCAGUUUAGCUGUGGAUCCCAAUGGAUUAUACCUCAUGUCUGGCAGUCAUGACUGCUCCAUCCGCUUGUGGAAUAUGGAGAGCAAGACCUGUAUCCAGGAGUUUACCGCCCACCGCAAGAAGUUUGACGAGUCCAUUCACGAUGUGGCAUUCCACCCUACCAAGUGCUACAUUGGCAGCGCUGGAGCUGACGCGCUAGCCAAGGUCUUUGUAUGACUCCCUCAGACUCAUACCUAAAUCUGUCUGGAAGGACCAAAAAUGUAUGUGGCAUAACAGAGAAGAAACCAGUUACUGAUGGAGUCUGGAAGAAAACGUGAUGUGAGGAUGAGGUACCUGGAUCUGGCUCUGGAUAGGUAGAGGAUAGCUAAUCAGUUAAAUGCUGGGGGGAUAAAGAGAGAGAGGAGAGAAAAUGAUAAAAAGAAAGGGCUAAUCCACCCUUUCUUUUCAUCCCUCCAUUCCUCAACUCACUAUCCCCCCCUACCCUGCGCCCCCUUGCUACCCCAGGCGGGCCUGGGUUUUACAGCCAAACCUGAACGAAACCCCCACAGGUCAUGCACCACAUGGACAGGGGGCAGAUGGAAGCUUUCACACUCCCGGGCACCCAAACAAGACUUGCGCUGAUUCUGAAGGAAGGGGUUUGUGUCGUAACAGACACAGACUGGGUAUGCUGCAUCCUCUCGUCACUCAUGCCCUCUUACUGCCCCCCCCUCCCCCACACACACACACACACCUUACCCUUAAGACUGCCUGUGUCUUAGUUGUUGUUUUGACAUAUUUCAUGAAAAUGUGCCUUCAGAGUAGUGUUAUAAAGAUGUACUCAUAGAUUCAAGUUCCAAUGCGAUGGCAAGAGACUGAGCCUGUAUCACACAUCAUUCUGAAUAAAGUCAUGGAUUUUCUGUCUGGCAAAUAAAGUUGGUUAUACUACUACUACUACUAUUUCAUUGUAGGGAGGCAAAAAUUCCAGUUGUAUAAUUUGUUGGUCCUAUAAAAUGGAAAGUGGGAAAUGUGAUUACAAGUUUUUUUUUUGAGUUUCGAGAUUUUUUUUUUUUUUUUUUCAAAGCCCCAAUACAUUUAAAUAUACUAAUAAUCUGUCUGUGGGUAACUAAUUCCAACAUUGAAGCCUGUGUUACCUCACAUUUGUUAACCUAAGGAAGUGAGCUGGUGUGUCCAAGCUUUAAACCCUUCUGCUACAUGUGUUGACAUGCAAGUUCACUCACCAAAAAACAAACUAAAGAAAAAAGUGUAAACAAAAAAUAACGUGGUUGUAGCAAUAACUUGUUUAGGCUGUGGCCAUUCUGAAACCUCAUUCAGCUUCCAAUGGAAUUGUAAAUGCUUUGCUUUUUGGCUACAGUUCUCCCAGGUACAAGUACAUUUUUAAUGUUUUGAUGUUAAAGUAAAUAAGACAGAAACUCUGUGACAUGUUACCUAUAUUGUAAUGUACUGUACCAACUAAAGUAGACGUAAAUUCUGACAGGAUUCGUUGUCAUGUGACACCCGCUAGGACUAGACCAAUCACUCUAGUUUUGUUAUUUCGGCACAAUUGAUUGAUCAAUGUGGUUUGACAGUUUGAAACACAGUUUGAAAUAAUGCUGCUUUUGUGGUCUACUCUUAGUUUAAACUUUAGACAAACUGCACUAAAACUUGUCAAGUUUUUGCAGUGAUACCUUCUAAAUAAUUGUAUUGUUAUUUAGACAAACAUAUAUUUAUUUCUUAAUUGUUUUAUGUCAUUUAAGCCAAAAGAAUUAACCAAUAUUUUUUUCUAUGAAGACAACAUGCUUCCUGUAAAACCUACCCCCUUCUGAUGGCUUUGUAAAUAAAUGAGCUCUCAAGCUAAUGUUGCUAUGUUAGCCACUUGGUUUAGACCAGGAAGUUAGCACCUUUAUUAUGGUUGUUAGUCCAUAAGAUGAAUAAAUAGUCUUUUAGCUCCUAUCUCUGACUGCAUUACUGAGGUUCUCAGUCUGCUAACUGCACACAAAGCUACACCCCAAGUUUGUUUAAUAUGCUUUAUGUAAUAACUGGUCGAAAUGCCUAUUUUUUUUAAUUAUUUUGAUUAAUAGUUUUUCAUUUACUUAACUAUAAAUGCUUGGUGACAAAGGUAAAUCCUUGUGAAAUACAGGUAGAUAUUUUUUAAAGAAUAUUUUGUUUUACUUGAAAAUGUAGAAGUAUUCUGUGACAAUUCGUAAACUUUUUGUUGUUGUGGGAAUGGAUAAUAGUCUUCUCAAAGUUUAUGCCUUCAAUGAUGAGCACUACAAGGGAGGAUGGACAUUGUUUUAUUUGUUGUUUCAAUUAGCAUUAUUACAAAAGAGCAAGUUUUCAUUAUUUUCCUAAUGCAUUGACCCAUACAAUGAGAACAUGUUUUCAUGUUUCCUGGGAUGUUCAAAAAAACGGUUGGGAAUUUGGUGCCCUUAUGUAAUACAAUAAUAUUGUAUUCUUUUUACUUUGGUGUCAGGUAGUUUUAGACCAUGUAAGGGAGCGCAAACAAAAUAUGUACAGUUUUAAGGUAUUAAAAUAUCUAUUUAUUAAAACAGUAUAUGUAUAUUGAGUGGCAACAUAAGUGAUGUGAAAUGGAGUCAGUAUGGUGUCUGUCGUGAUAAACAUACAGUAGUGUCAUCACAACACGAAGGAUAAUGAAAGGGUACUGUAGUGCCCCCUGUUGGUCAGAAUGCAGAAUAUUGAAGUCAGGUCAGUUGUUGGCUCAUAUUUCCUUCGGCAUAAUUUGAAUGGCAAUUCAUAAGGAGUGUUCAGGUUCAAAUAUUAAAAGCCAGUUUUUUGAGGACCUCUUUCAAUGUAGAUUUUCACUACAGCCUGUUGUUUAUUUCCAUGGGUUUAAUAGAAAUUACCAUUUGCCAUGAGUUUCUAAGCUUGAAACCGCACUCUAUGGUCCAUCAUGAAGUCACUCUUGAGUCACCAGUAUUUUAAUCACAAGAGACUGACCAGCAGGGUAAUAUAUACAAGCACUACAGCAUGUAGAAAACCUGAACACAAAACUAACUACAACAAAGGACUGGGCCAUGUCUAGUUUGCCUGUUAUUUAAAGUAAUUGCCCUUUUAACUUGUAAGUUAUACAAAGAAAUCAUGUGAAUUUGAUAUAGUAAUUCUACUGUACAUACAGUAAAUAUAACUAUUGUUGUUUUAGUCUAUUCUUUUUUCAUGAUGUAUUCUCUUUUUUCUCAGAUGAGACAGUGACAGAUUUAUUAAUAACAACAAUAAAGGCGUAUGUUGUAUUUCA